AUGUGGGCAGUUGCCCAGAAGGAGCUUGACAUCCUGCUUCAGACUGAAAGCCAAGAGUUCCUCCAGCCGCAAAAGGACUGCACCAAAGUGUUCAAGAUGCUAGCCACUGCCUACAUCAAAUACGUGCAAAGCUUCCGAAACCUGGAGACAGCCCAUGACCAGCUCAUUCACCAGCAGAAGCGGGCACUGAUCCAGCAGGUGCUGGAUGGCGUGAUUGGCCGGAUCCUGGAGAUAAAAAAAGAGAUGGUGAGACUGGAGAACUCCGAGUGUCAGUACAUGGAUGAUAUUCUGAUGGAUUUAAAGCUUCUCCCGGAAGACCUAGAAAUACCCAUCCCAAGGUACUUCAUUAAGGAAAACCUGGAAGUCCUGCGGCAGAGGGAGAAAGCCCUGGAUGAGAUUUUGCUGGAUGCUGGUUUACAAGAGGAGAAACACGUCAAGGCCAUGACAGUCGAAGAAGCUGUCAGAGUGAUCCAGACUGCAGAGCGGGCUCGCCAAGGUCGCUGCCGAGCAGCAUUCAUGAAGCAAAUUUACCUGAAAGACAAAAUGCAAACUAAACCUGAGGGCCAGAUGGGUCCAAGCCCAGAUGAUGCUGCCAUUUUCAUUCAAAAGGUUUGGCGUGGAUAUAUCCAGCGCAAGGAAACAGAGAAAAUGAGAGAAGAGGAAAUGAUAUUAUUGGGGAUGAGCCGACCUCCUGGCUCAGAGGCAGUAAGUAGCUUGCAGAUGCAUGCUGGGAAAGCAAACGCCCUGCAAAGUGAGGUCCAGGAGACAUGGGAGAAGGUAUCCUUCAAGGAGAAGCCGAAUGAAGCAGAGAGGCUCAGCAUCAGGAACAAACUCCAGGAUCAGAUCGGCCAGUGGUGCCUCGAGUGCCGGCAUAUCAGAGGGAAGUUUCCUGACUAUCCUAUGGAGAAAGCAGGAGGUUCAAAGGCUAUUUUAUCUGAAAAAACUCCAGAGCAGGUUGUUGAAGAACUGGCUGCCAAAAAGGAGAUGGAGAAACAGGACCAAAAGGGGAAAAAUGAAAAAGAGGAGAAAGAAAAGUUGAAAGAAAAAAAGCCACAGAAAACUGGAAAGAAGGAAGAGGAUGAAGGCUGGAAAAUGGCUCCGAGUAAUUUCCUUUCAAUACUGGAGGAAGGAAGCAAGCAAUACAAAGCUGUUUGGCAGAACAGAGAUGAGGGACUGGAUUUUCUCCAGGAUCAUGACCCAGAGCUGAUCAAAGAAGAGAUGCGGGAAGAAGUGGAAGAAGAGAUCAGAGUACAGGUUGAUGAAUUGAUGGAGCAGAAACUGGAGAAUCUCAGAUUGGCUGUGGAUGGAGAGAUAAGCGGCAAUCAGAAACAAGGUGGAAAAAGUAAAAAGGGCAGCCAUAAGACAACAGGGAAGAAAAAGAUAUCUGAGAUGGAGAAAGAUCUAACUCCUGACAGGAGCAUUGAUUCCCUGUACAAGGAACUUGCAGAAGAAGGAUUAUUAAUCAAAGCCCAGGCCGUGCAUCUCUCCAGUUAUAUUGGCAAGUACGGCUGUGUAAGGACCAUCCUUCCACGGACAGGACAGCCCGUGCCCUCUCUUGCCGACGUCAGACAGCUCACGGCCCUCUAUGGAAUAUUGCCCUUAGGUUCCCAAAUGGUCCACAAGAUGGCUCCUUUAGUGAAAUCCAUGUUAUUCACUGGACCUGCUGGUGUUGGAAAGAAAAUGUUGGUCCAUGCGAUCUGCACAGAAACAGGAGCCAACCUCUUCAACUUAUCUCCUUCCAACAUUGCUGGGAAAUUUCCAGACAAGGAUGCCCUGCAAAUGAUGUUCCACAUGGUCCUCAAGGUGGCAAAGCAAUUGCAGCCUUCAGUCGUGUGGAUUGGAGAGACAGAAAAAGCAUUUUCUAAAGCAGUGCCCAAGGCUGAGGAAGAGAUGAGCUCCAAACACCUGGGAAAGAUGCUGCCCCAUUUCCUUAAGGCUGUGAGGGCCACGGACAGAGUGCUGCUUGUGGGAACCACCACCAGGCCCUUUGAUGCCAGUCUUAAACGUCUCUGCCAAGUCUACCAAAAAAUCAUCCUGAUUCCCAGGCCUGACUACCUUUCAAGAUUUGCAUUAUGGAAGCACUUCAUUUUGCACAAUGGUGGAGCCAUCACCAACUUGCUGAACAUAAACUGCCUCGCACAGGUGUCUGAUGGCUUCACCCCAGGACACAUUGUGGAGGUGGUACAAACUGUGCUGAGCAAGCUGAGACUCCUACAGAUGUGCAGGAAGCCACUGAGGACUGUCGAGUUUGUGACUUCUCUGGCCAGACACAAACCAGUGUACAACGAGGAAGAAACAUUUCAGGCUUGGUAUGCUGGGACACCACAGGGGAAGGCUUGGAUCACAGCACUGGCAAAGAGCAGGCAAGAAGGAAAAGGAAAAGCAAAGAAAGGAAAAGGGAAAAACUAG
Molecule: messenger RNA, 2409 nt
Organism: Acanthisitta chloris (rifleman)
Lineage: Eukaryota; Metazoa; Chordata; Aves; Passeriformes; Acanthisittidae
Gene: DRC11
Product: IQ motif containing with AAA domain 1
Exons: 19
Coding region: 1-2409 (802 amino acids)
Molecular function (GO): ATP binding; ATP hydrolysis activity; protein binding
Source: RefSeq, a predicted model, not a curated record